UGAGGUGGCCACAGAGGGGACCGGGGUGGGAGGGCUGGCUGCGGGUAGCCCCAGUCCCCACCAGUGCCAGCGUGCGGGUAAGGUCCCUCGGCAGCAGCGUGACACACGGCUGCAUGACACACGGCAUCCCGUGCCCGGGUAGCGGCAGCCAGGAUUUCACAAACCCGAUACGAGCGUCCCUGGCGACAGGGGUGGAAAACUGUGUCACCGAGCAGGGAAAAGUCCCUCGCCCGUGUCUGUGCCUGCGGGGUGCCAGCAUGGGUGUUGGUGUGGGAUCCCAUCAGUGUCCGACCCGCCGGGGUGUGCGCCUGGCCCGGCGUUGCGGGGUGUUUCCCCGGCCGAGGCUUGGCUGUCAGAGCGGGGUCGGUGCCAGAGCCAGGAUUUUAGGGCCUGGCGAUGCGCGGGGUCCCCACAGGCACCAGGGGCUUGGGUGCUGCUGGCACAGGGGGAAGGCGAGGUUUUGCUCGGGCUCCAGCUGCAGAGCCGGAACACUUAUUGCAAAGCUCCCAAAUAUUUCCCCAGAGCGAGGGCUCCCCAUCCCAGCAGGAGGAUUUUUGGGGGGGGGAUGGGGACAGUGCUUGGGCAGCAGGCAAGCUUGGUCUGGAGGAAAGGCCACGUUCCCUGAUGAGCGAAAAACAUGGCUGGGUGAAACCAAAUAACACCAAAACCCCCAAAACUUGUUGAGCUUCCCUCUGGGAAGACAACUGGCCUUCGAGCUGGCGGAGGCAGUUUUGCCCCCCCUUAUCUGGGGGUCCCCCACUGGGCCAGGGGCCAGGGGCUCCCCCGUUUCCAGCACUGCCGCGAGCAUCCCGGCCAGGGUGGUGAGCGGGAUGGGAAGUUGCUCAGCACCUUGGGCUUGGUGUUCCUUUUUCUUCCCCUUUUAUCGGAGCCAGAUGUCACAUCCACAACAGUGAAGCAUGGGGCGGGGGGGGCUGCGUUGGCUGCCAUGCCCACCCCAGCCAUGCGUGUGCCCGUCUGUCUGUCUGUCUGUCCCCAUCUGGCAGCGAGCAGCAGCCCCGCUGCUGGUUGCGUGCGGCAGCUGCCUGUCAAAAGCGUUUCCCUCUCCUCCGAGGAGCUCAUGGCGGUUCUCGGGAAAGGCAAGACGCGCUCCGCUCGCCCACCCACGCCUCGCCGGCGCCGAAGGCGGGCAGGGAGAGCAGGCAGGGAGAGCAGGCAGGGAGAGCCCUGGCAGCCACACGCCGGAGGGAACUGACUCAGGCUUGAAUUUUCAUGCCCAAACAAGCUGAAAACUGCCACUUUUCAGCGAAAGGCUCCGGCGGCACCGAGGGCACGAUGGUUUCCCCGUCAGCUCUCGGCACGCUGGAUGCCGCCCGGCUUGGCCCAUACCAAGGUCCCGGCAUCUUAAUGGCUUUCAUCUCCUGCCAUUGCAUUUAAUUCUUGCAAGAAAGAGUGCAAACUGCUAAUUGCUCUCCAGCGACUCGGCUGGCUUUGGUGCUUCUCAGCGAGCUGUGUUUUAUUGGAGGCCACCAGUCCCCGGGGGCUUGGGAUGUGGCGGGAGAGGCUGGGAACCUUCUGCCCCUGCCCUGCUGGGCUCUGCAUCAGGCUCCGGGGGGAUCUCUCGGCUCCAUGUCACUCUUUGCCAUCGGCAUCUCCCAAAAGCUCUUCUGGAGGCUGCAAGAGAUUUGGGCCCCGGCUCCACAGCAAAGUUCCCAAAGAUACCCCCAAAACCGCACAUGGAUGAAUGGCUGGUAUCAUCGUGGCCAUGUUCCCGAGCCAGCGGUAAAGGGCAGCGUGCCAGCGGAUCAGCUAAACCCCAGGGACGAUGAGCACUGUCGCAGCUGAGAGCCAGCUGGGGCCGGGACCCAGAGGAGCCGCUGAGGCACGGUGCUGCGGCUGAGGCCGGUGUGCUGAGCUGUGCCGGACUCCCGUGCCACUGCGGCUGGCAGCAGAUGCUCUCCACCCGGCACGUGGAGCCGCCGGGGGCCCUCGCCACGGCCGGACCACGCGGAUGGAAAGCUGCAGCCCAGCAGCUCUCGGUCCCACAGGGAGCCUUGCUGGCCAGCUGACGCCAUCCCGUGCCCUAUGCCCGAGCCCUAUGCCGGAGCGGGCGCCCUCCCUGGCUCAGCCGCCCGCCGACCAUGAAGUGCUCAUUGCGCUUCUGCUUCCUCUCGACCGCCUUCCUGCUUGUCUUCGUCAUGUCCCUCCUCUUCACCUACUCCCACCACAGCAUCGCCUACCUGGACCCCGGCGGGCUGGGCAGCAUUCACCGGGUGAAGCUGGUGCCCGGCUACGCUGGCAUGCAGCGGCUCAGCAAGGGGGGGCCGUACCCCCGGGGCUGCACCUGCCGCCGCUGUCCGGCCGAGGAGGCCGGGGCUACCGACUGGUUUGACAGGCGCUACGAUGGCACUGUCUCCCCAGUGUGGACCAAGGAGAACAUGGACCUGCCGCCAGAUGUCCAGAGGUGGUGGAUGAUGCUGCAGCCCCAGUUCAAGUCCCACAACACCCACGAGGUCCUGAGCAAGCUCUUCCAGAUCGUGCCGGGCGAGGAUCCCUACCGCUCCCGUGACCCACACCGCUGCCGCCGCUGCGCCGUGGUUGGCAACUCGGGCAACCUGCGCGGCUCCAGCUAUGGGCCAGAGAUCGACGGGCAUGACUUCGUCAUGCGGAUGAACCAGGCUCCUACAGUGGGUUUUGAGGGCGACGUGGGCAGUCGGACCACACACCAUUUCAUGUACCCUGAGAGUGCCAAGAACCUGCCCGCCAACGUCAGCUUCGUGCUGGUGCCCUUCAAAACCCUGGACCUGCUCUGGAUCGCCAGUGCCCUGUCCACCGGCCAGAUCAGGUUCACGUACGCGCCCGUGAAACCUUUUCUGCGGGUGGACAAAGAAAAGGUGCAGAUCUACAAUCCUGCCUUCUUCAAGUACAUCCACGACCGCUGGACGGAGCACCACGGGCGCUACCCCUCCACCGGCAUGCUGGUGCUCUUCUUUGCCCUCCAUGUCUGCGACGAGGUGAACGUCUUUGGGUUCGGCGCUGACAGCCGGGGCAACUGGCACCACUACUGGGAGAACAACCGCUACGCCGGGGAGUUCAGGAAGACGGGGGUGCACGACGCCGACUUUGAGGCGCACAUCAUCGACAUGCUGGCUAAAACCAGCAAGAUCGAGGUUUACCGGGGGAACUGAGGGCUGCGUCUCCUCCGGCUCCCCUGCGCCAGCUGGGUCCCGGCUGCCUGCGGGGGCAGACGGUGAGGGUCUCCCCGGUGGCCUCGGGCGAUGAGCGCUGGGUGGGCAGUGCGGCCCUGCACCACCGACAGAGCCGCCCCCGGCGAUAUUUGGUGCCUCCAGCAGCCAAUCAGGUUCAGAUCUAAAGGAGACUUUUUGCUUUUUUUUUUAUUAUUAUUAUUAUGA
Molecule: messenger RNA, 3371 nt
Organism: Harpia harpyja (harpy eagle)
Lineage: Eukaryota; Metazoa; Chordata; Aves; Accipitriformes; Accipitridae
Gene: ST3GAL2
Product: ST3 beta-galactoside alpha-2,3-sialyltransferase 2
Exons: 8
Coding region: 2100-3146 (348 amino acids)
Molecular function (GO): beta-galactoside (CMP) alpha-2,3-sialyltransferase activity
Source: RefSeq, a predicted model, not a curated record